CUAUCUUAUGAAGAUCUUGAGAAGUUCCAUGAGAAGAUGUGACCUAGCCUGUAGGCCUCACUCCUGGCAUGCAACCAAAUUUACAGAAAGUCAACCCGAGGCAGCCACGUCACACCUUGCUUCAACCAAUGCCUGCACCUCUUGGCACUCACGGUAUCAUGCAAGCUCCUCAUCUCAUGACCUGUCAAACUCAUGGGAUCACUCAAGUCUACAUCGCACUUCUGAUCAGUUCAGCUCUUUGGGAAGUAUGGACAGCUGGGACCACACUCCACACAUAGGCCAGUAUGGAAGACUUUCUUCUGCAAAGUCUAACAGCAGCAUUGAUCAUCUAGGCAGCCAAAGUAAGCGUGAUUCAGCCUAUGGGUCCUUCUCCACAAGCUCAAGCACCCCUGACCACACUCUAUCCAGUGUAGACACUUCUUCAACAGAAAAUAUGUUAUACAAAGUAGGCCACUGGGAGACUACAAAGCAUGGAAACAAGUCUGGCCAGAUUGUGAACGAUAACAGUGGAAUAGAAGACAAACCAGGAUAUCUGCCAGCUCCCACCCAGUACGAGAACAGCAAAAGCCCUAGAAUAGAGGAACACCCUGAUAUGAAGCUCACUAGCUCUGGAAGAUCUAAUUUUGGCCCUGUCUGGUAUAUUCCUGAUAAGAAGAAGUCCUCAUCUCCUCCUCCCCCGCCUCCACCCCUUCGCAGUGACAGCUUUGCUGCUACCAAAGGCCAUGAGAAGGCCCACGCUCCUGUGCUCCCAGAGGGUGCCAGCACGCAGCACUUUACCGCCCCGAGCCGGCUGCAGCCCAGGAGCGACUGGAACUCAGAAGCUGUGGAGCAACAAAGGUGGCUUUCCAGAGCGGGUGAUAGGAGGGUCAGUAACUCCAACUAUAAAACUGAUCUUAGUAUGGAAUACAGUUUUUCCUCUGGUGAAAGGUACAACAGUAACACCGGAGCUGUGAACAAACUGCAGUCGUCUUUGUCCAGCACUGAUGUUCGCUUUGUGCAGCCUGCUUACAGUUACCACCACCAGCACCAGUACAGCGACGAAAGCACUUUUUUCCACAAUGCAAGAACGUUGGCUUCGCCUAAAGAUCAGCAGCAUUUUCUCUCCUAUGGUGGCAUUCAGGAGUUACCUGCCGAUCACUUUCAUUGCUACAGUCCAAACCAAGCCAGGCUGCUCAACACUCCCUCCUCUCUGAACAGCGCUGUUGAACAGAAGCUGGACAACACUGGACAGAGUCGCUAUUACUGUGUGACAGCGAAACAGCCUCAGGGAAGUUUGAAGCCACUUCAACUCAAGGAUGACAGCUGGAAGCCCAUCAUGGGUGCUGAUGCAUCUCUUGGACCUCAUGAAAACCCUGCAGUUGUCACAAUGAGAGAGGGGGAUGUUAGGUCUACUGUAGUGGAAGAAGCUAAAAGAAGUAAUCAUUCCGAGAGGUCUGGACAAAAGAAAAACUUUGAGAACAGCUUUGAGGAAAGUGAGGCCAGGUACAACCAACAGGACUAUGUAAAAAGCUGUGUGCUUGGCACUGAAAACAGAGCUGCUCAGAAAGAAUUUAGGUGGGCAAAAGAUGAGAGUAGCAAAAUUUCUCCUCAGAAGACCCCAAUGUUGCACUCUUUGGCUCAGGAAGGGAAAAAACAGUCUGAGAACAGUCCAGAAAUUGUAACAGAGCGGCAGCCCCCUUUUGACACUCACUUGACUAAACAAGCACGAAGGAGCGAUCGUUUUGCAACAACCCUGAGAAAUGAGAUCCAAAUGAGAAGAGCAAAGCUUCAGAAAAGCAAAAGCACAGCUACAUUAAUAGGGUCACCUGAAACAGAGGAGUACAAUGAAAACUGGAAGCCAGAUUCAGCAGAAAAUGUAAACACCUCGCCAGAUACUAAUUUUACUAGCACGUACAAAGAUCACCUUAAGGAAGCCCAGGCCAGGGUUCUGCGGGCAACUUCUUUCAAACGGCGGGACCUGGAACCGAGCGCUGCCGAAUAUCUCCCCAGGUCACCAGAACGGAAAACGGGGAGUUACAACUCUUCAUUAUUGGCUCUGGUUUCUGAAGAUGUGUCUGGAUUCCUCGAGGCUACGCAAGCUAAACCCAACUCUGCGGGGAGUGGCGCUCAUCACGUUUCUCGCAUCGGAGCCAGGAAAAGGUUCACAACAGAACAAAAACUGAAGUCUUACUCUGAACCAGAGAAGAUGAAUGAAGUCGGGAUGUUGGCCGAUGAAUGCCGUCCUCGCUGCUGUCCAAACACAUCUGAAGAAGCCCUGGGAUCAUUUGCAGACAGGUGGAAAUUUUUUGAAGAAACAAGUAAGCCUGCGUAUAGAAAGCCUGCGCAGAAACAAGCUCCCCACAGUCUACCAGAAGGGCAGCCUGAGAGGCCUGAUAGAAAAGCUGUCAGUGGAGCAGAGGGAGAGGAGUCAUGGUAUGAGAGAAGGGGCCGGGCAGCUUCUGUUGGACUUGAAACUACACAUGGCGGUGGCACUAAGACUUUUGACAGAGCAACGAAACCUGAACAGCCGCAGCGUCUAGGGACUUUUGCAGAGUAUCAGGCAUCAUGGAAAGAGCAGCGAAAACCCUUAGAGGCAAGAAGUUCAGGAAGAUACCAUUCCGCAGAUAACAUCCUCGAUGCAGGCCAUGAACAGCAUGAGAAAACCCAGUACACCCAUGAGAGGUCCAGAUCAUCUCCUUCUACCGAUUUCUACAAACAGGAGGUCUCAGUUGAAGUAAGAAGGCAAGCAGAGGAUUUAAAAGAAGAUGGGGAGCGUAUUUUCUCUAAAAUUAACACCCUGGAUGAAAGGAACUGUACAGUAAGGAGCUCAGGUUCUGCUCUGGUGAAGGCCGUGGCACGUUGGGUUUCCAGAGCUGGCAAUGGCAGUGUGCGACGUGGAGGCGCCCGCUCCUUCCCCGCACGCCCUGGGCGAGCGGCGCAGAGCGCCUGGGUGCGCGGGUGCCACAGGGUCCUGGGAGAGGGCGGCUGGCGAUGGCCCCUCUCCCAGGCUGCAGCUUCAGCUGUCCGGAUGGCGCUCAGGAAGGAGCCUCCUAGCGCGCUGACCUUUAUUUCUUUUGUUCUCCGGCUCUCCAAGCGUGCUCUGUGCCUUCUGCCCCUCUCAGCAGCAGCUCCAGCAGCAAACCGGGAGCUCCAAAGCUCUUUUGCCUUGUGCGAAGGGCUGCUCUGCUCCCCGGUGUUUCGGGAGGACAGAGGGACCCCGUGCGUUAGCUGGAGCUGGGAUGCCCGGCGUGCGCACACGCGCCGCCUGCAGCAGCCGCAGCCGCAGCUUUUGUUCGGGCAGUUGGGUGCGCUGGGGCGAGGAGGCAGCGGCGCAGGGCUGAGCGCAGGGCUGGGCGCAGGGCUGAGCGCGGCCCGGCUGCCGCGGUGCCCGCACGCAGCGGCGCUGCGGGAGCUGCUCCGCUUGCUGUUCUCCUGGCCGGCGCGCGGCUCGCAGGAGGAGCCUUCCUGCAGCAGCGAGACGGGGGAGCUGGCAGGGACGGAGAACGGGAUGCAAACUGAUAAAGGGACCCUGAGGGAAAACCCACAGGAGGAAAGGGAUCAGCUGGACCAGAAUUUAGGCAACAAGUGGAAAGCAUCUGUCAGAGCAUCGCAUGCAGGAGAGCCUACGGUUUCGUCUCACGAAAGCCGGGGGAGAUCUGGGACUUUGCCCAGUGAUUACAGAUACUCUCAGGAAAACGUGAAUGAGAAGAGCAAGGAUUGCAGUUUGCCUCUUCUCGCGUGCUCUGAGCCACAGACCUUGACUGAGAACCGCUCCUGUCUGCCACAGGGCAAAGGAGAGGAAAACCACAGAGCAGAGCCGACGCAGCUGAACAAGAAACGUGGACCUGCUCCUCAGAGGCCACCCCCGCCAAAAAGAGAUAAAUACAGGCGACCGGAUAAUUCUGCGCCGUCGCUCGGCAGCUCCUCCGAGUCCUUGCUGGUAGCUCCCAGCCAGCCCAUUCCGUCCUCUUCCCCCAGCUCUGCUGAAGGAUUUGCCAGCCGCUCAUCGCUCCCGCAGAGCACUGCGGCUCCCAAUGGAAAACUAAAACUGCGGGAGCUCCAGCAAGCGUCGUCCACGGAGAAUGUUUACCAGCACUUAGAAGAGAAAACACACCUUAAGUCGGAGCCUGUGUUAUUGUCCAAGUAUCGUUACCUUCAAAAACCAGAGAUGGAAACAUCAAGGUCCCCUUCGCCUCAGUUUGCGCCACAGAAGCUCACUGAUAAACCCCCUGUGUCUGUACAGGAUGAGAACCCUGCCAGAAUUGAGAAAGUUAUAGACAACAAUACUACGGUGAAAAUGGUUCCCAUCAAGAUCGUUCAUUCAGAGAGCAGUGCGGAGAAGGAGAGUCGGCAAGGCCUUGUGAGCACCAUGGAGCCUCCUGCUUUACCCAGUGGCUUGGAAAAGGACCAGAUUAAAACCCUCAGCACUUCUGAGCAGUCCUAUUCACGCUUCUGUGCUUACACCAGGCAAGGUGUAGAGCCAGAGAGCAGAACCAAACCAGCUGACCCCCAACCAGCUGAAGAACCCGGGAGCAACGCGAAGGACAGCAGCGCUGCAGCCCCAGCAGUCAGCUAUGUAAAGGCCAAAGAGAAGACUUUUGAAGACUGGAAAUCAGAGGAACUAGCCAGAGAGAUUGUGGGAAGAGAUAAAUCUCUAGCAGAUAUAUUAGAUCCUAACAUGAAAAUAAAAACAACAAUGGACCUGAUGGUGGGAAUCUUCCCCAAAGAUGAACAUCUCUUAGAAGAAGCUCAGCAGCGCAGGAAGCUCCUGCCAAAAGUUCCUUCUCCGAAAAUUUCAGAAGAGAAGAAAGAGGAGCAGAAUGUGCCAUCUGCUAUAUCCCUGACAACCAAUUCCACUUACUACAGCACAUCUGCGCCGAAGGCAGAAUUACUGAUUAAAAUGAAGGACAUGCAGGAACAGCAACAGCAGCAGCAGAGUGAAGAUGAUUCGGAAGAUGAGCUGGAUCAUGACUUGUCAGAAAAGAAGCAAGAACUCAUUGACAGCAUCAGUAGGAAGCUGCAGGUGCUGAGGGAAGCACGAGAGACACUUCUGGAAGACAUCCAAGCCAACAACAUACUGGGGGAGGAGGUGGAGGCCAUUGUGAAAGAAGUUUGCAAACCAAACGAGUUCGACAAAUUCAAGAUGUUUAUCGGGGACCUGGACAAAGUGGUCAACUUGCUGCUGUCACUGUCAGGUCGUCUGGCUCGGGUGGAAAAUGCCCUUAAUAACUUGGAUGAAAAUACCUCUCCUGAAGAACGGCGGACACUGGUGGAGAAGCAGAAGCUGCUGACACAACAACAUGAAGAUGCAAAAGAACUGAAGGAAAACCUGGAUCGUCGGGAGCGCAUCGUGUUUGACAUUUUGGCAAACUACCUGAGUGAGGAGAACUUAGCAGACUAUGAGCACUUUGUAAAAAUGAAGUCGGCCCUCAUCAUUGAGCAGCGGGAGCUUGAGGACAAGAUCAAGCUGGGGGAAGAGCAACUCAAGUGUCUGACCGACAGCCUCCAGCCAGAGCGGCUCAAAUAAGGGGGCUGCCUUUGACCAAGGACACGGAAAAUGGG
Molecule: messenger RNA, 5541 nt
Organism: Tinamus guttatus (white-throated tinamou)
Lineage: Eukaryota; Metazoa; Chordata; Aves; Tinamiformes; Tinamidae
Source: RefSeq, a predicted model, not a curated record